Molecule: messenger RNA, 705 nt
Organism: Perca fluviatilis (European perch)
Lineage: Eukaryota; Metazoa; Chordata; Actinopteri; Perciformes; Percidae
Exons: 4
Coding region: 1-705 (234 amino acids)
Source: RefSeq, a predicted model, not a curated record
AUGAGUGAAUCAGCAAGAAAUCUAGUGUCAGCAAUUUUGAGCAAUGAAGAGAUUAUUAACACACUGGCGAAUGCCUGUACGGGCCAAAACACUGGUAACGGUAACCGUAUCCAGUAUCGUUCUCCCGAUGAAGAAGUUUAUUCACUUUUUCAUCGUGGAAGACCGAAUGUAGGGAACCUAGCUGGCCAGGCAGGUCCCCAUCAUCAGGCUAACGUCAACACGCCUUCAACGUCAACCUUCAACCAGGUGGCCCCUACUACAGCACCAACUUAUAAUUUUCGCCCCUCAACGCGAUCGGGCCGAGGACACAGAAGGUUUCAGGCACAAUUGAGCUGUCCUGUGGCUCAGUCUUUUACCAAAGAGGUAAUUCUCCUGCCCGACCAUAAAUCAACAAAUGUACCAAGGCGUGCCAGCAAAGCUUGGCUUUUUGAAAAGGGACAUAUUAAAUCUGCCCUGGAAUUUCGCUGUGACUGGGAUUCCGGAAGAGUGUUGCAGGCAAUAACGGUGGCCUUCCAGCCAAUUCUGGAGGGCUGCAGGUUGCAAAUCUUGAUGCCUUGUCACAACAAACUAGUCGAGCCAUCCCUAACCUCCAAUCAAAAGUUGAGUGGAGGCCUUUUGAAAAAACUCUUCCAUCAAAAGUCCAUUUACGUCAGGCCUGACAAGGUCAUUUUGAGUGUGGAAAACCAAUCCUCACUGGUAGUGUAG